GAGAUUCCAGAAGGUGCACCAAACUGUUUAACUGGGUUAACAAUGGUGUUUACAGGUGUGUUACCAAAUUUACCAAGAGAUGAUGCUGAAAAUUUAGCUAAGAAAUAUGGUGCAAAAGUUACAAAAUCAAUCUCUUCGAAAACUUCUGUUGUUGUUUUAGGUGAAGAAGCUGGUCCAAGUAAAGUGCGGAAAAUAAAACAAUUGAAGAUCAAGGCAAUUACCGAGGAUGGGUUCAUUCAAUUGAUCAAAGGUAUGCCAGAAGAAGGUGGUGGUGGUGCAGAAGCUGAGAAGGCUAGAGCUAAAAGAGAGGAAGAAGAAAGAAAGGCAUUGGAAGAAUCAGUUAGACUGCAAGAAGAAGAAGAAGCUGCCGCAAAGAAAAGAGAAGCUGCUAUAAAGAAAGCCCAAGCUUCUGGUGAUUAUGCAAGUACCUCUAAGUUGAAAACUGAUGCUGAAAAGUUAUGGACUGUUAGGUAUGCUCCUACAAGCACAUCACAAAUUUGUGGUAACAAGAGCUCAGUCACAAAAUUACAAACCUGGUUAGAACAAUGGCCCGCAAAAUUUGGAAAUAGGAAACCUGCUAAAGGUGAGUCUGAAAUGAGGGCUGUCUUGAUUCAUGGUCCUCCUGGUAUUGGUAAAACUACAGCUGCACAUCUUGUUGCCAAAUCUUUAGGUUAUGAUAUUUUGGAGAAGAAUGCAUCAGAUGUUCGUUCAAAAGGUUUACUUAACGCAGGUGUUGGUAAUAUUUUGAAUAAUAGUUCAGUUAUGGGGUUCUUCAAUCCUUCAGAAUCUAAAAACUCAAAUGGGGAUAAGUUUUGCUUAAUCAUGGAUGAAGUUGAUGGUAUGUCUGGUGGUGAUAGAGGUGGUGUUGGGCAAUUAGCUUCAUACUGUCGUACAACUCAAGCUCCAAUUAUUUUGAUUUGUAACGAUAAAUCAUUACCUAAGAUGAGACCAUUUGAUAGAGUUACAUUAGAUAUCCCAUUCAGAAGACCUUCAGCUAAAGAAAUGAAGUCAAGAUUAAUGACUAUUGCAUUGAGAGAAAAAAUUAAAUUGGAUCCAAAUAUCAUUGAUCAAUUAGUUCAAGCAACAAGUAAUGAUAUAAGACAAAUCAUUAAUUUAUUAUCCACAGUUUCUAAAACUCAAAAAAAUAUUGAUUCUGAGAAUUCAAACGAUAUAAGUAAAGCAUGGCAGAAAAACAUUGCAUUAAAACCAUUUGAUAUAAUACCUCGUUUAUUAAGUGGAUCUAAUUAUUCCAAAAAUUCACAAGUCCCAUUAUACAAGAAAAUGGAGUACUAUUUUGAUGAUCAUGCAUUUGUUCCAUUAAUGUUGCAAGAAAAUUAUCUAAAUUCUAAACCAGCAAACGGUGGAUCCAAGUUGAAACAUUUGGAAUUAGUUGCUAAUGCAGCAGAAUCUAUAUCUCAAGGUGAUUUAGUGGAUCGUAAGAUUCAUAGUGCAGAACAACAAUGGAGUUUGAUGCCACUGCAUGCAAUUAUGUCAACAGUUAGACCUGCUUCGUUUGUUGCAGGUUCAUUAGGUGGUCGUGUUAAUUUUACUGCUUGGCUAGGGCAAAAUUCAAAAGCUGGUAAAUAUUAUAGAUUAUUGACCGAACUACAAUAUCGUUCAAGAUUACGUACAUCUACUGAUCAAGUUGAAUUUAGAUUGGAAUAUAUCCCAGUUUUAGCUAAAAAAUUAUUAGAUCCUUUAGUUGAAGGUGGUGCUGAUAGUAUUCCAGAUAUUAUUGAAAUAUUAGAUCAUUAUUAUUUAAACAAGGCAGAUUGGGAUUUCUUGAUGGAAUUUCCUAUUGGUGAAGACGUUACCCAAGCUAAAUUAAAAAAGAUUCCAACUGCAACAAAAUCCAAAUUCACAAGAAAGUACAAUUCAUCAUCUCAUCCAAUCUCCAUCUAUAGACCUGGGUUAUCCACUGGAGUCUCCAAACCAAAGAAAGAUGCACCAGACCUUGAUGAUGUUGUGGAGGAUGAUCCAGAACCAGAAGAAGAC
Molecule: messenger RNA, 1995 nt
Organism: Hansenula anomala
Lineage: Eukaryota; Fungi; Ascomycota; Saccharomycetes; Phaffomycetales; Wickerhamomycetaceae
Gene: RFC1
Product: replication factor C subunit 1
Exons: 1
Biological process (GO): DNA replication; DNA repair
Cellular component (GO): nucleus; DNA replication factor C complex
Molecular function (GO): DNA clamp loader activity; ATP binding; ATP hydrolysis activity
Source: RefSeq, a predicted model, not a curated record